AUGUCCAACGUCGUCGUAAGAUGGAAUCAGCGCGCCGUAACCAUAAAAACGACUCCGGGAAAGCCACUUAGCGAGAUCCGCGCCGAAGCCUGCGCCAAAUUCGGGCUGUCGACGCCCUCCGGCUUUAUUCUAAAGCGAGGCGGAGCAAAGCUAGAUCUCUCACUCCCCGUUCGCCUCACCAACUUCGUCCCGGGUACAAAGCUGGAGUUGGUACAAGUUUCUGCGUCGGCCGUUGCGAAGCCCGUCAGCAUCGUUCUAAGAACCGUCGAUCCGGUCGAGCAGCUAUCGGGAACGUUCCCGGCGGCGACAAGUAUCUGGGAAAUCCUAAGGAAGCUCGAGGCGGAUGCGAGGACGGCGGGAAGUAGUAAGGUCAACAUCACGGAGCGGUGUGCACCUUCGGCCGAUGCGGGCUCGGGGAGGCUGCUGUAUCAGAUGCCGGCUGUGAGGGUUGCAAAUAGGGAGUUGGCCAAGUUUGGCGAGCUCAAGCAGACGUUGGAGGAGCUGGGAUGCAGUGGACGGGAGCUGUUGGUGCUCAGGUUUUUACCGACCGAGACGCCGUACGAGGAUGCGUUGAUGGAGAUUGCGGGGGUUACGAAGGAUCUGGGCUCGGCGGAGACCACGGAGAGCCCAAAAGUGCCAGCUACAGAGGGGGCCGGGCCGGCGGUCGAUGCGGCGAACGAUGAGGAUCUGCUUAUGCCGGAGGCUUCUGACACCCCCGAGACUGCGGACACCGCCCUGGACCUGCCAUCUGUCUCUACGGAACCAGUUGAGAGCAAUGAUAUGUCACCCGAACCUUCUGUUGCUCAAGAACCUGCUGGACCGGUGGAGCCGAAGAUCGCAGUGUUCCAGCCGUCAUCGUCGACAACCCCUGCGGCGGCAGCUUUUCAAGUACCCGACGCGGCAUACGAUAUCGGAAUUGCGGAGUUGAAGCGGAUCAAGGAGAACUACCAUAUCGCCUCCCAGCCUCAGAGGCUGCUUUCUGACAAAGAGCUCGCGGAGAAGGAGGUGAUCAAACGGCAAGAGAUGGAGAAGAUCCAGGCUUUGAAGAUCAAAGUCAGAUUCCCUGAUGGCUACAUCUCGCAGCAGGAGCUUGACGGCAAAUGCACAGCCCGAGAUCUUUACAAUCUCAUCCGCACCACUCUACGCCACCCCAACGAGCCCUUUGUCCUCUUGAUUCCCCCCCGCGACAUCAUCAAGGAUGACGCGCGCCGCCUUACGCUAGACCUCAAGGUGCGCUCCGGCGCAUCACUACACCUAGCCUGGAGCAAAGAAGCCAGCGACAAAGCCAAGAACUCUCCGGCGUUAAACGACGAGCUCGUAAAAGCCUCGAAGGAAUUGCCCAAGCCCUCGCCGCCCAAGGAGUCAGACUACGUCGCGACCGAGGAGGAAUCCGAGAAUGCAAAGGGAAAACGGAAGGAAGAAGCUGGCCCUAGAAGUGCCAAAAGCGAUAUUGAAAAGAAAAUCAAGGGUCUGUUGAGGCUGGGGCGGAAGUAG
This is a messenger RNA of Tricharina praecox, 1494 nucleotides long. RefSeq names its product GLUT4 regulating protein TUG-domain-containing protein. NCBI's taxonomy places the organism in Eukaryota, Fungi, Ascomycota, Pezizomycetes, Pezizales, Pyronemataceae. The coding region runs from base 1 to 1494 and encodes 497 amino acids. The transcript has 5 exons. Gene Ontology annotation, molecular function: protein binding. The record is from RefSeq and is a predicted model, not a curated record.